Molecule: messenger RNA, 2641 nt
Organism: Bombina bombina (fire-bellied toad)
Lineage: Eukaryota; Metazoa; Chordata; Amphibia; Anura; Bombinatoridae
Gene: LMNB1
Product: lamin B1
Exons: 11
Coding region: 322-2073 (583 amino acids)
Source: RefSeq, a predicted model, not a curated record
GGCCAAGCCUCUCACUCAUUUGCAGCUUUGGUUGGGGGUGUAGGGGUUAGGUGCUAUUGUGGUGUUUUAUUUACGGGUUUCGUUUUAUUUUCAGGGGAUUUGGACUCCUUUUUGGAGCACAAUUUCGGAACCAAUGCGGUCUUAAGAUUGUAUCAGUAAUCACUGGAUCUCAAAAUAUUUUUAAUUGCUAUUUUAAGUUAAUUUUUUUUGCGCUAUAUUUACCGACUGUUUUAAAUCAACAUUUUAUUUGUUGAAUUUUAAGGAUUUUUUUUAUAGAGCGAUAGUGUUACUUUUAUCUAUUCAGUUGUGCACGCUGUAGUAAUGGCGACCUCAACCCCCACCAGCCAAAGACAAUCCAGCAGGCGAAGCAGCAUGAGCACCCCGCUCAGCCCUACGCGCAUCACCCGCUUGCAGGAGAAAGAGGAGCUUCGGCAUCUUAACGACCGCCUGGCGGUCUACAUCGACAAGGUACGGAGCCUUGAAAGUGAGAACAGCGUGCUCCAGCUGCAGGUCACCGAGCGGGAGGAGGUGCGAAGUCGGGAGGUCACAGGGCUUAAAGAGCUCUAUGAAACUGAGCUGGCCGAUGCCCGCAGGUCGCUGGAUGACAUCGCUCGUGAUAGGGCUAAGCUGCAGAUCGAGAUAGGCAAGAUAAAGACCGACCACGACCAGCUUCUGCACAGCUACUCCAAGAAAGAGUCUGACUUUAAUUCUGCACAAGCCAGACUUAGGGAUCUUGAAGCUGCUCUUAACUCCAAAGAUGCUGCCUUGGCUACUGCACAGAAUGACCAGAAAGCAUUGGAGGAAGAAGUGACCGACCUUAAAGCAGAGAUUGCACAGCUUACAGCCUCACUAGCACUGGCACGGAAGCAGCUUGGCGAGGAAACGUUGUUUAAGGUGGAUCUUGAAAAUCGCUGCCAGUCUCUUACAGAAGAGCUUGAGUUCCGCAAGAACAUAUUUGAAGAGGAAAGCAAGGAAACUAGAAGACGACAUGAGACUCGCUUGGUGGAGGUGGAUUCUGGUCGACAGAUCGAUUAUGAACAUAAGCUGGCUCAGGCUCUGGUUGAUUUGAGGGCACAACAUGAUGAACAAGUCAGUUUGUACAAGGAAGAGCUUGAACGUACAUACGAAGCGAAGUUGGAGAAUGCUAAGCUGGCCUCUGAGAUGAACAGCUCUACAGCAAACAGCACUCGUGAGGAGCUUGCUGAAAGUCGCCUGCGCAUUGACAGCCUCACCUACCAACUUUCUGAGCUGCAAAAGGAGUCGAGAGCAUGGCAUGAUCGCAUGCAAGAGCUGGAGGACCUCCUUGCUAAGGAAAGGGAUAACUGCCGCAGGAUGCUGGCAGAAAGAGAGAGAGAAAUGGCUGAGAUGAGAAACCAGAUGCAGCAGCAGCUUACUGAUUAUGAAGAUCUUCUGGAUGUCAAACUAGCCCUUGAUAUGGAAAUUAGUGCCUAUAGAAAACUGCUGGAAGGUGAAGAAGAGAGACUAAGGUUAUCACCUAGCCCAUCGUCUCGUGUUACGGUGUCUCGGGCAUCAUCAAGCCGCAGUGUUCGCACAACCAGGGGUAAACGGAAGAGGGUUGAUGUGGAGGAGUCUGAAGCCAGCAGCAGUGUGAGCAUUGCUCACUCUGCCUCUGCCACUGGAAAUGUGUCAAUUGAUGAAUUGGAUGUGGAUGGAAAGUUUAUCAGACUGAAGAACAAUUCUGAGCAGGAUCAGCCCUUAGGAGGCUGGGAAAUGAUCAGGACAAUUGGAGAUGCAUCUGUGAAUUUCAAGUUUCAUUCAAGAAGUAUUCUGAAAGCCGGUCAGACUGUCACAGUCUGGGCUGCUAACGCAGGAGUACAUCCAAGCCCCCCUACUGACCUUCUUUGGAAGAACCAGAACUCCUGGGGCACUGGUCAAGAUGUGAAAGUAGUCCUGAAAAAUUCUCAGGGAGAGGAAGUAGCUGAGCGAAAAACUGUGUACACAACCACUCUACCUGAAGAGGAGGUGGAAGAUGCUGAGGAAGUAGAAGUAGAAGAAGCAGAAGAAUUUCCUCAUCAUCCUCAACAGAAGGAGAAAAGCUGUGCUAUCAUGUGAAACCAGUCGCCAUGCUGACCCCAACCUACAGAUCUGAGCCUUUUGGAAGCACAGCAUAUUUUUGUACCAAUCUAUAUAUUCUUUUUUUACAUUGGCAGCCUUAAUUUCUUUUAUACAUGUGAAAGAUAAAACUGCAGGGGCAUUUUAAAAUAUCUCUUAACAUGCAAAAUGUGAAUUGAGUUGUGCAGGCAGGGGCUCUGGAUAGACUGUUCCUAGGAGUGAAAUAGUUCUCCAUAUGUGACUGUAAAAUCUGCACGCAGCGUUUGUUUUUGCCACCUGUUCUCUCCGUUUCUAUAAGAAGGUGGUGUUCACUUGGAUUAUGCAGUGUCUGAUACUUCCAACUUUUUUGUUUUUAUUGACUUUAUUUCCUACCACACAAUCAAGAUUUUGAAUUUUUCAUAAAGCUUUUGUUCAAAGGAGUUUGUAACCUGUGGGGAAGAUGCAGCUGUUUUUAUUAAAACCUUUUUUAGAAUGGUGGGAGGGUGGUGAUUGUAGCAGUUUUAAAAAUGGUGGAGACCAUUGUUUACUUGCGUAAAAUGAAAAAAAUAAAUGUUUUUUUUUAAUUGAU